AUGUCAGCGGGUAAGGAACGAGCAAUUACACUGGAUGCACAGGAGAUCAACGACAUAGACGUGAAGGAUACUGCUGCUGCUGCGACAGUGGUGCAGUGCAAUGGAAUAAUCCAGAAUAAUAAUAAAAAGCAGCGACUUCUUUCACUUUCAAUUCCUCCAAUGCCAUGGUUUGGUAUAGAUAUUGGCGGAACACUGGUCAAACUUGUUUAUUUUGAACCUCAGGAUCACAACAAUUUUAUUGAAAGUGAGGAAGAAAUAUCGCGGCGCAAAAAAAUCCAGCGUUAUCUCGUGGCAAACAAAACAUAUGGUGGUACCGGAGUAAGGGACGAUCACUUGCGCCUUUGUGAUGUUGAGAUCAAUGUUGGUUCAAAACUCAUUAUUUUUUUUUCACUGAUUUUGAAAAGGCUAAGUUGGGAAAUUAGCUUACUUGUGCCAGUUCAUUUGGGCGCGGUGAAUACAAUUUGGACUGAUGCUGAAGGAACCAGUUGUUAUGCGUUUUUUGCAGCAAUGCAAUGCGAAAAAAGCAUAUUGACGAGAGGUUGUCUGUGUGUCCGUGUGUCUCUGUGUGCGUCUGUCACGCACUUCCAUCUCAGGACCUAUAAAAGCUGCGGGGCUGAAAUUUCGCGAACUUAA
This is a messenger RNA of Gongylonema pulchrum, 633 nucleotides long. NCBI's taxonomy places the organism in Eukaryota, Metazoa, Nematoda, Chromadorea, Rhabditida, Gongylonematidae. The record is from the annotation of a GenBank genome assembly.